AUGACGGACGACGAGAACAGAGUCGAAAAAGUUGAGAACGAUCCUGCGGUAUGGACGGCGGUGAGAAGGGCCGUCACUGGCGAUACAGGAAUCAUGGCGCCUAAAACAUUUACCCUCAACAAUGGCGUAACCAUUCCCGCCAUCGGCUUCGGUACCUUCGCCAACGAGGGCGCCAAAGGCGAGACCUACACCGCCGUAACCUCCGCUCUUCAAACCGGCUACCGCCACCUCGACUGCGCCUGGUUCUACCAAAACGAAGCAGAGGUCGGAGAUGCUGUCGCCGAUUUCCUCUCCGCCAACCCUUCCAUCUCUCGAAAAGAUAUCUUCAUCUGCACCAAAGUCUGGAACCACCUGCACUCUCCCGAGGAUGUGGAGUGGUCCAUCAAGUCCUCCCUAGCCAAACUUCGAACAGAUUACAUCGACCUCUUCCUCGUCCACUGGCCCAUCGCGGCGGAAAAGAAUGAAAACUACAUGCCCGCUCUCAACGAGAAGGGACAGUACAUCAUCAACGAGCAAUUGACUGCCAACCCAGAACCCACAUGGCGCGCAAUGGAGAAGCUUUACACUUCCGGCCUCGCGAAAGCCAUCGGCGUGUCCAACUGGACUAUCCCAGGUCUCCAACAGCUCCUCUCCUUCGCCACUAUCCCUCCCGCCGUGAACCAAAUCGAAAUCCACCCUUUUCUACCCAACUCGGAAUUAGUCGACUUCUGCUUCGCUCACAAUAUCCUGCCCGCGGCGUACUCCCCUCUCGGAUCGCAAAACCAAGUCCCCUCCACGGGUGAGAAAGUCAACACGAACCCCACGCUAAAUGCGAUUGCGGAAAAAGGAGGUAAUACGCUCGCGCAGGUGUUGAUUGCGUGGGGUCUGCGGAGGGGGUAUGUGGUGCUGCCGAAGAGUAGCACGCCGAGUCGGAUUGAGAGCAAUUUCAAAGAGAUUGAGUUAAGUGAGGAGGACUUCGAGGCGGUGAAUGAGGUUGCGAAGGGACGCCAUACGAGGUUUGUGAAUAUGAAGGAUACGUUUGGGUAUGAUGUUUGGGCGGAUGAGGAGUAG
This is a messenger RNA of Zymoseptoria tritici IPO323, 1050 nucleotides long. RefSeq lists its product as uncharacterized. Gene Ontology annotation, molecular function: aldose reductase (NADPH) activity. The coding region runs from base 1 to 1050 and encodes 349 amino acids. The transcript has 2 exons. Gene Ontology annotation, cellular component: cytosol. Lineage: Eukaryota; Fungi; Ascomycota; Dothideomycetes; Mycosphaerellales; Mycosphaerellaceae. The record is from RefSeq and is a predicted model, not a curated record.